AUGGAACCAGUAGCAUUAUAUAAUCCGGAAGCAGAGACUAAGGUGCACACAGACGCGAGCAUCAAACAGCUGGCAGGAAUGCUGUUGCAAAAAGGUGAAGAUAAGAAAGUGGCAUUAGUUUAUUAUCAUGUGACUGUGGACAUAAGGGAAAGUGCUCAUUCGACGAAAAUGGCAAAAAGAACUGUAACUGUGAGAAAGGCAUGUGACUGUGGAGAAAAGGGAACGUGCUCAUUUGAUAAAAAUGACAAAAAGAAGUGUGACUGUGAGAAAGGAUAUUCAGUGAAUAAUGACGGGAAAUGUGCAGAAUAUAUCCAACGUAUACAUAAAACCAUAAUGUCUACAAUUGUUUCAGCUUGCGAUUGUGGAGAAUAUGGCAAUUGUAAAAUUGAUGAGGAUGGAAGUAAAGUAUGUUACUGCAAUGAUGGCUUCAUUGAACUCCACGGAAAGUGCGUGGAAUGCGACUGUGGACCUUAUUCAAAGUGUGUUAUAGAAGGUGAUUCUAAAAAAUGCAUCUGUGAUAAAGGAUUUGCAGAAAAUUAUGGAAAAUGUGCAGAAUGUGACUGUGGCGAAGGCUCGGAAUGUCAUUUCAUUAAAGGUGCGAAGGCCUGCAAUUGCUUAACUGGAUACAGUUACGAUGCUAAUAUUGGAAAAUGUCGAAAGACUAUUGCUAAAAAGGAUAAAUGUGAUGAAUUAGCUGUAUAA
Molecule: messenger RNA, 702 nt
Organism: Stegodyphus dumicola
Lineage: Eukaryota; Metazoa; Arthropoda; Arachnida; Araneae; Eresidae
Molecular function (GO): calcium ion binding
Source: RefSeq, a predicted model, not a curated record